This is a messenger RNA of Penicillium maclennaniae, 1185 nucleotides long. RefSeq names its product DUF2461 domain-containing protein. Bases 1 to 1185 code for a protein of 394 amino acids. Lineage: Eukaryota; Fungi; Ascomycota; Eurotiomycetes; Eurotiales; Aspergillaceae. The transcript is spliced from 7 exons. The record is from RefSeq and is a predicted model, not a curated record.
AUGCCUCGACGAUCGUCUCGGCCCGCUCCCGCAAGCCCCGAGGCGCCUGCGGCGGCGCCCAAACGACGCGCCUCUGCACGGUUGUCCGUGUCGCAGGACGAGGUCAAGCGAGUCAAGUCCAAUGCCGACCUUUCUGGAGUGAAGUCCACAACCAAGAAAAGCAAGUACUUUGAGCCCGAGAGCUCUGCUGAACCUGAGGAUAGCGAGAGCGAAGGCGACUCGGGCUCUGCCUAUGAGGAACAAGACCAGGAAGAAGAUCAAGUGUCUUCCGAUCAUCAGUCCGAGACGGAAGAGCCCUCCGAGAGUGAGGAAGAGUCCAAGGUAGCAAAGGGGAAGCAGAGAAAGCAGGCCCACAAUGCCACGUUGGACGCAGACGCGCUAAAGGGUAAAGAGCUGUGGCGCGAGGGAGUGCGGACGGGUCUAGGGCCCGGCAAAGAGGUGUUCAUCCCCAAGCCCAAGGCGCGCGACGCAGGCGGCGUGGCAUACCAGGAUGAGACACUGCACCCCAACACGAAGCUGUUUCUGCAGGAUCUGGCGGAGAACAACGAGCGCGAGUGGCUGAAGGCGCACGACCCCGACUACCGCGCGGCAAAGAAAGAUUUUGAGACGUUUGUCGAGACGCUCACUCCGAAGAUCGCCGGCGUCGACGCCACCGUUCCUGAGCUGCCCGUGAAGGACCUGGUCUUUCGUAUCCACCGCGAUAUUCGCUUCAGCAAGAAUCCUCUUCCAUACAAGAUACAUUUCUCUGCAGCCUGGUCCCGCACCGGCAAGAAAGGUCCUUAUGCUGCGUACUAUGUCCAUUUCCAACCUGGUGCUUGUUUUGUCGGCUGCGGUCUCUGGAACCCAGAGGCUGAACCGCUAGCAUUGCUGCGAGAGGAUAUCGACGAGAACGCAAGUCGUUGGAAGGAGGUGCUCAAAGCACCGGCGAUGCGCCGCGAGUUCCUGAACGGAGCGCCGGAUGAUGAUGACGCUGUCGUGAAGGCCUUUACUCAUCACAACAGGGAAUCUGCUUUAAAGACCAAACCCAAGGGCUAUGAAGCCGACAAUGCCAAUAUUCUACUUCUACGGUUGCGCAGUUUCACGAUCGGACGACCCAUCUCAGAUCAAGAGAUGUUGGCGCCGGAUGCACAGGACCGGAUCGCCGCGCUGGUUGGGGUCAUGGAGCCCUUCGUAAGCCCAUCCUAG